AAGCCAGACGCCAGCCGGGCGGAAGCCACCCUGGCGGGCUGGACGGCGGGAGCGCGGGUGGGCUUUUAAAGGGACCAGCUCCGCCCGGGCCCGUUCGCCUACGGGGACUUCGGAUGCAUUCUGCCAUCUCCCUACCUCGUCGCGGCGCCCGGCCAUGGCCAGACCACCCGCCCCGGGCUCAGUGAUUGUCCCAGACUGGCACGAGAGCGCCGAGGGCAAGGAGUACUUGGCCUGCAUCCUGCGCAAGAACCGCAGACGGGUGUUCGGGCUGCUGGAGCGCCCAGUGCUGCCCCCGUCCGUGGCCAUUGACACAGCCAGCUACAAGAUCUUCGUGUCUGGGAAGAGUGGUGUGGGCAAGACGGCGCUGCUGGCCAAGCUGGCUGGCCUAGAGGUACCUGUGGCACACCACGAGACCACUGGCAUCCAGACUACUGUGGUGUUUUGGCCAGCCAAGCUGCGGGCCAGCAACCGUGUCGUCAUGUUCCGCUUUGAGUUCUGGGACUGCGGGGAGUCUGCCCUCAAAAAGUUUGACCACAUGCUGCCGACUUGCAAGGAGAAAACAGAUGCUUUCCUCUUCCUCUUCUCCUUCACCGACCGUGCCUCCUUUGACGACCUCCCUGGACAGCUGGCUCGAGUAGCAGGCGAGGCCCCUGGUGCUGUCAGGAUGGUCAUCGGUUCCAAAUUCGACCAGUACAUGCACACUGAUGUGCCUGAGCGUGACCUCACGGCCUUCCGGCAGGCCUGGGAACUGCCCCUCUUGCGGGUGAAGAGCGUGCCGGGGCGGCGGCUGGCAGAUGGGCGCACACUGGAUGGGCGGGCCGGGCUGGCCGACAUUGCCCAUGUGCUCAACGGCCUGGCGGAACAGCUGUGGCACCAGGACCAGGUGGCAGCGGGCCUGCUCCCCGGCACCUCAGAGAACAUCCCCAGCUGAUCCCUGCUCCCACCCGUGACGCAGGGCAGAGGGCAGGACCAGGUCCUAAGGCCGAGGCAGGAACGGGGAUCUCAUCCUGAGGACUAGCCAGAGGGGCCCGUCAGGAGGGCGAGGAGGACAGUGCCCUGAGAAGUCUCCUGCCCCAGCGGCACCUUCCUUGCAGAAAUCACAGCAGUGAGGUGGGGCCAUGAGGCUCUGUGCAUCAGUGGCCUAAGGGCAUCUGAGGUCUCCCUGGCCUUCUCCCCGACCACCCCCCCCUUGGAGGGUCUAGGCUCUGGAAACUGAGGAAGUAUAGGGGCAGGGCCUUAGGACUCAAGCUUCUCCCCCUCCCUCCCCUGCACCUGCUGCCCUCCCAGAGAGGGCACCUGGGAAGGGAGGAUAUCCCAGCCCGGCCCUGGACCUUAAGCGACUUCAAUCAAGAGCCUGUGUUCGUUGAGGCCACACGAUCUGCUGUACCGGAUAAACCCUGAAAUCUCAGUGCCUUAACUCUA
Messenger RNA from Suricata suricatta (meerkat), 1422 nucleotides. It is a transcript of the gene CPLANE2, whose product is annotated as ciliogenesis and planar polarity effector 2. The transcript has 6 exons. Gene Ontology annotation, molecular function: GTP binding; GTPase activity. The coding region runs from base 155 to 931 and encodes 258 amino acids. NCBI's taxonomy places the organism in Eukaryota, Metazoa, Chordata, Mammalia, Carnivora, Herpestidae. The record is from RefSeq and is a predicted model, not a curated record.